Messenger RNA from Colossoma macropomum (tambaqui), 6923 nucleotides. It is a transcript of the gene kdm4ab, whose product is annotated as lysine (K)-specific demethylase 4A, genome duplicate b. Gene Ontology annotation, cellular component: nucleus. Lineage: Eukaryota; Metazoa; Chordata; Actinopteri; Characiformes; Serrasalmidae. The record is from RefSeq and is a predicted model, not a curated record. Gene Ontology annotation, molecular function: histone H3K9 demethylase activity; histone H3K36 demethylase activity. Gene Ontology annotation, biological process: chromatin remodeling. The transcript has 22 exons. Bases 128 to 3298 code for a protein of 1056 amino acids.
GUGUUGAGUGCGCAUGCGCGCUGAUGGAGGUUCAGGGCUAAUCGGUCUGUGUUGAAUCGGAGCCUCUCCGCGACGCUGCGGCUCAAACUCCGCGGAUUACUCGGAAUUAUCGGACUGGUCGGGCAGGAUGGCGUCCGACACGCAGAGUUCCGGCUCCAAGGGGAUCAUGACGUUCCGCCCCACCAUGGAGGAGUUCAAGAACUUCAGCAGAUACGUGGCCUAUAUAGAGUCUCAGGGUGCACACAAGGCUGGGCUGGCUAAGAUCAUCCCUCCGAAAGAGUGGAAGCCCAGGCGUUCGUACGAUGACAUCGAUGACCUGUUGAUCCCGGCGCCCAUUCAGCAGGUUGUGACCGGCCAGUCAGGUCUGUUCACCCAGUACAACAUCCAGAAAAAGGCCAUGACUGUGAAGGAGUUCCGCAAAACAGCGAACAGUGAUAAGUUCUGCAGCCCUCGAUAUGACGACUUUGAAGAGCUGGAAAGAAAAUACUGGAAAAAUGUGACCUUCAAUCCUCCCAUCUAUGGGGCAGAUGUGAACGGCACACUUUAUGAUCCUGAUGUCGACGAAUGGAACGUAGGCCGCUUACACACCGUCCUGGACACGGUGGAGCACGACAGCGGCAUCACUAUAGAGGGAGUGAACACGCCCUACCUUUAUUUCGGCAUGUGGAAGACCACGUUCGCCUGGCACACGGAGGACAUGGACCUCUACAGCAUUAAUUACCUUCACUUUGGAGAACCGAAGUCCUGGUAUUGUGUGCCUCCAGAGCAUGGGAAGAGGUUGGAGCGUCUUGCCAAAGGAUUCUUUCCUGGAAGUUCACAGAACUGUGAAGCUUUUCUGAGGCACAAGAUGACUCUCAUAUCUCCGUCCAUUCUGAAGAAGUACGGCAUCCCAUUCGAAAAGAUCACUCAGGAGGCCGGAGAGUUUAUGAUUACGUUUCCGUACGGCUACCAUGCUGGCUUUAAUCACGGCUUUAACUGUGCUGAAUCUACCAACUUCGCCACACAGCGAUGGAUAGACUACGGAAAGCAAGCCGUUCUGUGCUCGUGUCGGAAAGACAUGGUGAAGAUCUCCAUGGACGUGUUUGUGAGGAAGUACCAGCCUGAGCGCUACGAGCUGUGGCUGGCAGGAAAGGACAAUGCGCCCAUUGACCACUCCAAGCCCACUCCCGAGGCGGCCGAGUUCAUGGGUGGAAAGGGAGGAGACUUCGGCCGGCAGGAGCCGAGCACAGAGAUCCACAGUAACGAAGGACAGAAGAAAAGUGUGGCCAAACAGAGGAUCGGUACGAAGAGGCAUCGCGUGUGCUUAGAAGUUCCAGAGGACGUCCUUCCUCCAGAUGAAGAGGCCAACUAUGGCAAGAAGGGUCGGCUGUCGCCCAGAGCAGAGCGCUGCAGAGAAGACUCAGACUCUACCGAGCAGCCGUCUGUGAAGAUGCCAGACAGCAGCAGGUGCCCCGUGCUCGGAGAGCGUGCCCAAAGCACAAGCUGCGUUAAAGCCGACAACACCUCUGUAACCUCAGCCCUCUCCUCAGUCUGUCUGCAGCCUCUCAGGAAAAACCACCUCUCCAUAGCAUCGGUGCCGACAGCCCCGCACUGCCUGUCCGCCCUGCCUUGGACCUCCUCCAAACCAGGUGUAGCCAGCUUGCUCUUCCACAGGACUUUAAGUCCAUCAGAUGCUUUGCAGGUCCACAGUUAUGCAGCAAGGACGACCGUCUGUAAGCCUCAAGCUCCGAGCACAGAGGACGGCUCGAAAUUUGACCUGGAGCUGGACACCAAACCAGACCUGAAGCCCAGUGUAGAGACACCAGCACUGGACACGGUGGAGCUGGAAAGCGAAGCCAAGAACGAAAACAAGAGCAUGAAGAGGAAGCUGCAGCCUAUCAGCAAGGUUCCCCCUUUGUCUCCGCUGCUCAAAGACAGUUCCAGUGAUGAAGAGCUGCAGGAGCAUCCUGAGCAUCCUGAACUGACCGAGCUGACCGAGCUGACUGAGCUGACUGAAGUGGAGGUGGACUCCCAGGAGACGGACCCCUGGGCCCGACUGCUGGCCCCUCUCUGGCAAGACAGAUUGCGUAGCUUCAAGGUUGAGAGGGAUUACAAUCGCCGCGUGGGUCUUCGGCCCCCGUACUGUGCAGUGUGCAGCCUCUUCCAUGCAUAUGAACAGAGUGAGCUGAACAGUUUGACCCAGGGCAGUACUACCACUGAGCAAAAACUCAAGACAAAGCCAUUAAUACCAGAGAUGUGCUUCACCGGCAGCUCAGAAGGACAGCUGUCCACUCCUCACCUGGAGCCGGAUGGCACCAGCCAGCUGGUCAGCUGCUCCAUGUGCAGCGUGCGCGUUCACACCAGUUGCUAUGGGGUGCCUCGAGAUACGAAUUUAGAAGGCUGGAGGUGUGCCCGCUGUGAGGCUAACGCUUUUACUCAGGACUGCUGUUUAUGUUCUUUAAGAGGAGGAGCCCUGCAGAGAACCAGCAAUGAUAAGUGGGUGCAUGUGUUAUGUGCAGUCGCGGUGUUGGAGGCGAGGUUUGUGAACAUUGCUGACCGCAGGCCUGUGGAUCUCAGUGGGAUUCCUUUGCAGAGGUUCAAACUGAAAUGUCAGUACUGCAGGAAAGGGAUGAAGAAAGCCACGGGGUGCUGCGUGCAGUGCUCCUACGGCCGCUGCUCCUCGUCCUUCCACGCCACGUGUGCUCAGGCCGCUGGAGUGCACAUGCACCCGGACGACUGGCCGUUCGUCGUCUUCUUCACCUGCUGGAAGCAUAAAGGCGGCACACAUGUGGAGCGUAAUAUGGCGUCUCUGCGGGAGCUGGAGGAGGGACAGAAAGUCAUCUGUAAACACAAAAACGGCCGAUACUAUGAGUGCGAGGUGGUGGAGCUCAUCAAAGCCACAUUCUACGAGGUCAUCUUUGACGACGGCUCCUUCAGCGACAAUCUCUUCCCGGAAGACAUAGUGAACAGAGACUGCGUAAAGCUGGGUCCUCCAGCAGAGGGCGACGUGGUGCAGGUGCGCUGGACAGACGGCCUAAUCUACGGCGGAAAGUUUGUCGCUGCUCACAUCAUUCCCAUGUACCAGGUGGAGUUUGAGGACGAGUCUCAGCUGACGGCAAAAAGAGAAGACGUGUACUGCCUGGACGAGGAGCUGCCCAAACGUGUCAGGGCACGACUGUCCGUGGCAUCUGACAUGCGUUUCAAAGGGGUCUUUGUAGAGAAGGAGGUCAAAAAGGACUCUAAAAGACAGCGGGUCAUCAACUCCCGCUACAGGGAGGACUAUAUCGAACCAACCAUCUACAGAGCCAUCAUGGAGUGACCUAUACAGCUGCAUUCACACCAAACCUACCCAAAACAUACCAAACCACCAGCCUGAUGUAGACCACAGCAGCACGGCCCUGGACCUGAAGCUUCAGUUUAUUUUUAUUUUUUAUUUUUUGGGGGGGAUUUAUCACUUUAAGCACACAGCGAAUCAUGUCAGUAAUUUGAAACAGUCAAAAAUCUCUAAAACAAAAGGAAUCUGCACACAAUUAUUAGUCACUGAUGCCGUAAAAAUACAAAAAAACAAGUAGCGAAGCUGCUUUUCAGGCUCCUCUCUUAAAAAUAAAGGUGCCGGAGGGGAUGCUGUUCAGGGUUUUAUCAGUGGAGAACCGUUCCAUUGCGUAGAGGUUCUUUAAACUUUGGUACAUCUGCCAAGGAACUAAAUGUGGUUCUAAUGUGGUGUCGCUCCAGAGAGCCCUUAUUGCCACCUUUGUUUUUAAGAGUGAUGCUCCCAGAGGACGUUUCACGUCUUAAAAAUCAAACUAGUCCGCAGAAAUUUACUAAAAAUAAGUGAGGACAUCAAAGAGUAGGAAGCCUGAAGCCUGAAGUUCUAACAGGCUGAAACGUUUGCUAAUAUUUUUCUCACUUUGCACCUCUGAGUAGGUUGCAACGUGAGGUGGGCAAUAUGACAAAGAUUUAUGGUAUCGUGAUAAAUUGUCACAAGAUAUGCUUUACUGAGUAUAUCGUGGAUAUCGUCUGCACGUUUCAUUACAUGGAGAGCUAAUUAGUCCUGUUUAACUGGAUUUAGUGCGGGAAUCUUAAAGAAAAAUAGAAAUGAAAUAAAAUACUGUACAUAUAUUUUCUAAUUAUUUUUUUAUCAAACUAAAAAAUUAAAUAUGCUGAUGGACAUCAUGUAAAAAUGUCUUGUAGUGUUGCUGUAUUUUGCCAUAUCGCCCACCUGACUCGCAACAAGGUGGCAAAAGGGUCACUUGGAGCGAAGCUACAGGACGGAGGCCUUCAAAUCCAGACCUCGCGUCCAGUUUGAUUUUGUAAUGAAAUUUUGUAAUCACUGGGAGGGAAGAUAUUAGAUGACCAGUUAGUUACAUUAUUUAUGAUCACCAUUAACUGAUAAAUCCAGAACCGGAUACUGGAUUCAAGGUCCAGAUUUGAAGACCACGCGAAAGAAAAACCACUUUUGGUUCUCUGAAGAAGAACCUUUUUAUUGUAAAUGAGAUGUGUUAAAGUUUAAACAACCCCCACAUAGUAUUAAGGUUCUCCAUCAAUUAAAGGCUUACUUAUGAACCAUAUGUUAACCAUUCAACCAAUUAAACAUUUAGGAUCCUUCAUUUUUUAUUCAGUUAUUAGUUUUACAUUAUGUGGAAGAAAAACACAAUGUCUGCACUAUUUUUGGGUUUUAUUUUAUUUUUUUUAGUUAAAAAUCUUCAAAACACACAAUUCACUCCCCUUUCCAUACAGCCUGUCAGUGUAAGUUAAGCUGCCUGUUUUUGUGAUGUCACAAAAACCAAGUCAUUUUCAACCAAGCCUCUUUUCAGCCUACAGCAGUUUGGCUCCACCCACUCACAUGAAGUUAUAAGGAGUGUUUCAGCCUGGACUGCUUUUUGAAUGAGGCACAAUACAAGGCAGCCAAUCAAAACAGAGCAUAUUUACAUAUAUCAGUCUUAAAGGCACAGUAACGAAACCAAAAACAGUCUAUUUCAUUGUAGGGGAUAAAAAGGUUAGAAAAUGAUCAUAUAAAAAUGAAUUCGGACUGUUUUUGGUACAUAAUACUAUGCAGAUGUUAGUGGAUUUCAGAGAUAACCGAAGAUUAAGAUAAAAGAAAGUGAUCGAUUAUGAUUAUGGGCCAUUUAAACUUGCGCAUCUCAUUGACAAAAUGGUUCGGUAACUCUUUAAUUGGACCCUGCUACGUAACAUCGACAUAACCACCCCAUAAACGCGUCAUAACGGAUUAUGUUCAGUAAUAUAACAGUGUCAUGUUACCAGUAACAGUAACUGUCAUGACAGAUGCUGUGAUGUUUGAUGUCAUGAUGGCUAAUUAGAGUACACAGCACAAAUUUGAUGUCAAGACAGCUGUGUCCAUGCUAUCAUUAUAACAUCUGUCACAAUUAGCAGUAAUUAUAACAGAACAUAUCAACCUCAGAUCUUCAUUUUUGUCGUUAUUCAGUUUUUGACAUCAUUUGAAAGUGACAGUUGUCCUUUACAUUGUUUGUACAUUUUGUGAUGAAUGGACCAAAAGAAACGGCCUAAAAUUACUUCAAAAACAUUCUGGUUCCAUUGACUUACAUUAAAAGUAAAGUAGGUUUUUUCCUUCUCCUGUAAAGUUACCAUUUUGGAGAUACGAGGUUUUGUUCAGACAACAGCGAUAUGCUUAGUUAUAUUAUUAUACACUAUACAUUAUAAAUUAUUAUUACAUUAUUGUUAUAUUUCUGAACAUAAUCUGUCUCAGUAUUUGAGUGCAUGUCCUGAUGGCCUGCUUAGGUCAGUGUUAUGUACCAGGGUUUGAAUAGUGUUACCAGUGGUUCUUUAAAGAACCAUCCCUCGCUCCAGAGAACCCUUCUGGCACCUUUAUUGUUAAACCAAGUGCACCUUUUCAUGAAUCUUUGCAUUUUUAAUGUCAUUGGUACUAAAUUAAUUGUGCCAGGUCCUUUAGUUUUAGAAUAAUUCGAGAAAAUCGCGCUGGACUCGUCCACCUUUCACUGCUGCAGCAGUUCUAGGCUCUCGAAACUGUCCCGAAACGCUCUCACUGUGAACAGCGAUGUCCUCGGCCCGGGUCACAGAUGGAAACCCCGCAUAGAAACAUGAACCUGCCUCAUGUUGUGUUCAAAUGUUUGUUUCUUUUUUUCCCCCUUCAGUGCUGGACACAGCUGACCGGUGCCCUGUCGGCUUUUUGGAAGCCUUUCUGGGUCGUUAUUAGUCAGAUGGUGGUUGUGGACACCCGUGCUUUUUAAUUACAGCUCUGCACAACAAAAUACAGAAGGAAUAUUUCAUCCAACAGCGCCAACAUCGCUAAAAAUGAAUGGAAAACAAUAGCGGUGUUAGCAUUUGGGUGAAGUAUCCCUUUUAAAUCUAUGCUCAGAUGUCUGUUGGCAUGGACGCGGCUCUCCUGCUGACUUUUUAAAGUCUUUUCAAAGUGCUCUGCAAUACAUGAAUCUCAUGGAUGAAUAUAAUAUUUGCCAGUUUGGAGCAGCUUUCACUGUGUAAUCUACUGUAAAGAUAGGGAGUUUUUUAGGAAGCUGUAGCCUUAUAUUCUCUGUUGCUUGUUUUUAUAGGAUUCAGCAAUCAAAUUCUGAGUUAGAUGUCGUCUUAAUUUAUAUCUGUUAAGGUUUAAGGACGGCUGUUUGACUCAUUACAUUUCUUGCGGUUCAAUUCUUGCUUUGUUUGUAAAAAGAUGUAUUUAAAUGUUAAGAAUUAUACUUUUUUGGUUGUUUUUCCCUUCAAUUUUCUACUCUUUUUAUGCUGUCAAUAGAUAGACAUGAGUUUUGGCAGUCAAAAUCAAUGCACUUAGACGUUUCCCCCUCCAUUUAUUGUGGUUUCUUUAGUAAAGCAGGGAAGAAGUGUAAGCAUCCGUUCAGAGAGCUGGGGAAAGUGCCUGGUUUUAAGGGUGUGGUCACUUCCGCACGUUGCUUAGUUCCUUCAUUAAAGCAGAUUGAGUUGAGUCUUUGGAA